This is a messenger RNA of Elgaria multicarinata webbii, 1296 nucleotides long. It is a transcript of the gene SAYSD1, whose product is annotated as SAYSVFN motif domain containing 1. NCBI's taxonomy places the organism in Eukaryota, Metazoa, Chordata, Lepidosauria, Squamata, Anguidae. The record is from RefSeq and is a predicted model, not a curated record. Bases 92 to 586 code for a protein of 164 amino acids. The transcript has 2 exons.
CAACAGCAAGCGGCGGCCUGGCGCUGCCGGCUCUCGGCAGCUGACGUUGCUGUCGUGGCUCCGCCCGUGCAGAAGCUGCCCUGCCGCCUCCAUGGAGCAAAGGCUGGCCGAGUUCCGAGCUGCCCGCCGUGGCCCCGGCGACACGGUUCACUCGGCCAAGCCCUCAGAAAAGGCGAAGACGGCGGCGACUGUCACGACGACAACGGCGGCAACGGCGCAGGCCCCAAUCCAGGCCCAGCCCCCGAAUGAGGAAUCUAUUCGAAGAACAGAACGCCCCAAGGACAAAACUGUUACAUCCCCUCUGCCAUGGUGGACCCAUUGCUUUCUCAUGAAUGUGACUUUCCUCAAGUUUCUUCUCUGGCUGGUUUUACUAGGACUGUUCGUGGAACUGGAAUUUGGUUUGCCUUAUUUUGUCCUUUCUAUGUUUUAUUGGAUCUAUGUAGGAACCCGUGGCCCUGAAGAAAGACAGACUGGAGAAAAAAGUGCUUAUUCUGUAUUUAACCCAGGCUGUGAAGCUAUUGAAGGAACCCUCACAGCAGAACAGUUUGAGAGAGAAUUACAGUAUCGGCCCUUAGCCGAGAGGUAACUGGUAUCAGUUCCAGUUAUUUUAUUAUAUCUACAAACUUCUUUAUCCUGGUUACUGUGAAUAGACUUCUUUUCUUUUCUUUGAACAAAAUUAAAACUGUUUUCUGUGAUAUUUUUCAUCUUAAAAACACUUUAAAAACACUAAAAAACACACUCAAUUAUCAUUGAGAGUCUAUCUGCACUUCCUGUUUCUAAUACAAAAACCAGGUAUUAAAGGGGGUUGAUUAUGUGAAGGCUGAUUCAAGCAUCCAUAUUUUUGCUUUUUUUUAAUUGGAUGUUUCCAUGGUGAACUAAAACAAUGCAUGUCUGGCAGUUUCUACUCAGAUUAAUAGUUAAGGGUUGAUAGUGCAUGCCAUGGGCACAUUAAAUCUGGAUAGAUGUAUAAGAUGGAGAAUAGCCAUUUUCUAAUGGUUAAUAUGAAAAGAAUAUGAAAUGGAGGGCCCUGGAAAGAAUGUGAUAUCUGUAAUUGGUAGAGUACUUAAUUGGAGAAAAUGAUAAUUCUGUAAAAUGAUGCCAAUUCAAAUACCAUGCUAAAGCAGCCUAAGAACUAGUGGUCAACAGAUUUUCUAGUUACCCAGACUUCUGAAAGUGUUUUCUAAAAAUCAGAAAGCUUAUAGCCAUCUCUGUAUUUGUGCACAAAUGCUUUUGGAUUUGGUCAAGAAAACUGUCUAUUCAUAAAAUAAAAGUUUCUUUCAUAUCAUGCCAUCUAAA